Molecule: messenger RNA, 886 nt
Organism: Pygocentrus nattereri (red-bellied piranha)
Lineage: Eukaryota; Metazoa; Chordata; Actinopteri; Characiformes; Serrasalmidae
Product: cystatin-B
Exons: 3
Coding region: 153-455 (100 amino acids)
Cellular component (GO): cytosol
Molecular function (GO): cysteine-type endopeptidase inhibitor activity
Source: RefSeq, a predicted model, not a curated record
CAUCGUGGCGUUGGUCUCUCCCUGAGUCACGCGUCACAUGACGGGAAAAAAAACAACAAAAAGAAGGUGUAAUAGAAAUUCAACGGAGUUACAGAGAAGGAGCAGCAGAGGAGCGGAUUAAACUGUCGUUUUUGUAGCUCGGCGUAAUUAAAAUGCCCAUGCUGUGCGGAGGGACCACAGAGGCGAAGGAGGCAGACGAUGAAGUUCAGAGAAUCUGUAAUGAGGUGAAGCCUCACGCAGAGGAGAAGGCAGGUAAAAAGUUCGAAGUUUUCACUGCCAAAUCUUACAAGUCACAACUUGUAGCAGGGACGAACUAUUUCAUCAAGGUCCAUGUAGGUGGUGAUGAGUUCUUGCACCUGCGUGUUUAUAAGAUGCUGCCUUACGCUGGUGAAAAGCUGGAGUUGCACGGCCUGCAGACGUCUAAAGCCCACCAUGACCCCAUUGAAUACUUCUGAACUCAGUUUCCCCUUAACAAACCGUACUAACAUGUUAACACAGGCUGUGCCACAGAGGGACCCUUGUGUGACACUGUAAUCAUCACACAUCUAAUCACAAUAUAGCUGUUGUUUAUUUUGUGUUUUGUACCAGUUUUAUGAACUGAAAAGAAAUUUGAACAGCGGCUUUUGAACCAACAGAAAGAGCUGUAUAAACAACAGACCAGAUCUGCGUGCUGUUUAUGGCCUUAUAAUUUUUUUUCAACAUAAAUAAUCUGUCAAACCUAACACACUUGCUUAUUAACAAAUACUUGCACAAUGCUAAAACAUGUUAAAAGGGAAAUAUGUGGAAAUAUAUUUGUAAACACAAGAAUUGCGAUACUUGCAGUGAAAUGACUGGAAAUUAAAAAAUAGCGCAACCUUUGAGUGCAAUAAAUAACAAGGGUAAACUG